Paraglomus occultum is the source of this 2391-nucleotide messenger RNA. The record is from the annotation of a GenBank genome assembly. Lineage: Eukaryota; Fungi; Glomeromycota; Glomeromycetes; Paraglomerales; Paraglomeraceae.
AUGACAAUAAACAAAAGCAAUAAAUUGGUCGUUCUCUAUGCCUCACAAACAGGCAAUGCAGAAUGGAUAGCAAAGAGCAUAAAUCAGGAGGCUGUUCAACGUGGUUUCAAGAGUGAAUGCUACGUAACCGAUGACUAUGAGCAGGCUGAUCUGGAACAUACAAAGGUUUUGAUCGUUGUGGCUGCCAAUACGGGAGACGGAGAUCCGCCCGAAAAUGCAAUAAAGUUUUUUCGUUAUCUUAGAAAAAUCAAAUCAAAGACAUUUUUAUCCCAUUGUCAAUUCGCUAUUCUUGGAUUAGGCGAUACUAAUUAUACUAAUUUUAAUAACACCGCAAAGCGCAUUGAGAAGAAAUUUUUGGAAUUGGGAGGAAGACCAUUCUAUGAUAAAGGAUUGGCUGACGAUGCAUCAGGCUUAGAAACAGUCGUCGAGCCAUGGAUAUCAAACUUGUGGGUAGCAUUAGAGAAAGUAUGUGAACGAACAUCGACUGCAACAACGCAAACUAUAUCUACUAAUGAUUUCAGCAUGAAAGCAAUGCCAACAAAAAACAAGGAUACAAAUACCACCAAAGAAACAACAAUUGAAAACGUAGUCGCCAACAAUAACGCAAGUACGCCCACAGAUGACACAAAUGCGACCCGUAUGAAUCAUGCGGUUUCAUCUACGACUGCUACAACUGUUACAACAUCCACAAGCGCCACUGCCACAACACUCAUCAUCAAAGAAACAACUCUUAAUGAGGAAACUGCCAACAAUUUGACAAUUAUGUCCACAGAUGACACUUCAUCCGUUACGACCUUUACAGCAGCUUUAAGCAUCACCACCCCAAAGCUCUUCUCGCUUGGCACGCCAUUGACCAUCGAUCUUUCCACGUUGUCGACAAUCACCCAACUAACAGCCAUCCCACGCAUUCCCUCCUCCAUUUGCCGCACAACUUUUCAUUCUACUUGCAAACACACUUCAAAAUUUCUUCCACCAUCGUUUAUUUCAACGCCAUCUCCAAUCUUCCAAGCCUACCUCUCUGCCGCUACACUUCUCACUGAUCCUGAUGCAGUCAAACGGACACUACAAAUAGAACUUGAAGUGGACGAAGAAGAAAAAGAUACAGUUACAUUUUUGCCGGGUGAUGCAUUCGGAGUGAUAGCGCCCAACGACGAUGGGUUGGUUCGCGGUCUGUUGAAUAGGCUUGGAAUUGGUGAAGAUGAAAUGCAUAAAGAAGUCGAGAUACAGAGUAUCGAUGUCGCAAAACAUGGUGAUCUUCCAAGUCAUUUGAAGGAAGCAAAGUCAACAUCGUUAUAUGAACUGUUGAGAUAUGGUUUGGACUUAACAUCAUUAAUACGAAAACCAUUGUUGAGAAUGCUGGCAGAAUGUGCUGUCGACGCCGAAGAGAAAAAGACCUUACUAUUCCUGUGUAGUAAGCAAGGUCUCGGCCAGUUUACGGCUCUCCGUAAUCAAUUACCAACGGUUUUAGACGUUCUCGCCACCUUCCCAUCCUGCCAGCCGCCGUUCGAUCGCCUUCUCGACGUACUCUUACCAUUGCAACCGCGUUAUUACUCUGCAAUCAAUUCUUUGCUUGCUCAUCCUCGUUCUAUGCAUUUUGCUUUCAACGUAGUUGAGUUUACAAACGAGUUUGAUGUAAGUAAGCGUGGUGUGUGUACACCGUGGCUAGAUGAAUUAUCGGGGAAAGUGACAGAAAGAGGGGUUAGGGUUGAAAUCAACAAGGACGAACGAGUUGCUAUACCGCUAUUCCUCAAGCCGAAUACGCACGAGUUUAAUGUACCAUCGGAUUUGAAAAGAAAUAUCAUUAUGAUUGGACCUGGAACGGGGGUUGCGCCGUUUUUGGGAUUCCUUCAACAUAGAGAGUGUCAAUUGAAAAUACUUUACGAGACUAUGGAGAGUAUAGCCAAUGUGAACAGAAAAGAUAUUGGAGACAUAGAUCAUAAUGGGGUAGACACCAAUGGAACCGACCAUGGUGACAUCGAACACAAAAAGACUCAAAGCAUCUCUUCCUCAUACGGCGAAAGUUGGUUAUUCUACGGCUGUAGGGAUAAAUCCAAGGAUUUUUUAUACAAGAAUGAAAUAGAAGGAUACCUCUCUCGUGGCAUACUAGGCAGAUUAAGCGUUGCUGUAAGUAGGGAGCCCGGAGCGGGCGAGAACGGGAAACCAAAGUAUGUGCAAGAUUUGAUCAAGAUUCAUGCCAAAGAAGUCUACGAGAUGAUUUAUGACAAGGACGCAGUCGUCUUUGUUUGUGGAGAUGCAAAGGGGAUGGCUAAAGCGGUGAAUGAUACGCUAGCGGCGAUUUUGUCUGAAUACAAUGGUAUCUCACACGCCGAUGCACUAAAGCAGCUGCUGAAAUGGACGGACGAGAAGAAAUAUCUUCUUGAUUUGUGGUAA